GUUCAUUAUUUCAAUUUGGAAUCUUUUAAUUUUUAAUUCAAUUUCCGGAUAAAAGAAGAAACUAAUGUAAGAUUUGAACUAUGGAUAGCUUGAAUGACUUGGAUGACUGGGAUGACCUGGAUGACUUUGUACUGAAUUACUUGCGAAUACAUUGCAGGAAAUCGAAGGCCCGCAGAAAGGCGAAGAGAUUACGUUUAGCGGUGGUGUCCAGGAUACCGCCCUCCGCCGAGCAGAUCAGGCUGCGUGAAGUUGAGCAGUUUCGGCGCAGGCGUAAAGUGAUGGCCAAACAAUUCGAUAUGAAUUUGCAAGCUGAUAUGAUGUAUGAAUUUGAGGAGACUAUGAAGGAAGACUUUCGGCGAAGGGAGAAAGAAAGACAUGAUUCUCCAAUGGCAUCUUCAGCCACAACACCUCAAAAUUCACCAACUUGGACGUCCAGUCAAGGGGAGAUGGAUCAAGAUGAUAGCAAUGAAUAUGAGACUAUUAAUCAUACUUACAAUAAAGCCAAUAACUUUUAUUAA
Messenger RNA from Drosophila serrata, 518 nucleotides. RefSeq lists its product as uncharacterized. Lineage: Eukaryota; Metazoa; Arthropoda; Insecta; Diptera; Drosophilidae. The record is from RefSeq and is a predicted model, not a curated record.